Molecule: messenger RNA, 2954 nt
Organism: Lineus longissimus
Lineage: Eukaryota; Metazoa; Nemertea; Pilidiophora; Heteronemertea; Lineidae
Product: protein ABHD18-like
Exons: 11
Coding region: 163-1872 (569 amino acids)
Source: RefSeq, a predicted model, not a curated record
GGGGUCAAGGUUGAGUCUGCGAAAACAACGACGUUUUUGUCAUUUGAAGGUCGAGAUAUGUUAUAAUUUCAUGAAAUUAAUGAUGUGAUAUAGUCAGCGCUGCCAUGCUGUAGCCUGCUUAGUAGUCGCCUUCUUCCUGCUGCCCUGUGAUACGCUACCAAAAUGAGUCGCCUUGACCAAUUUUAUCGAAAGCUACUGCUCACAAAAUUCUUCACAAAAGGAUGGGGCAAUCCUACCAGUCUCAAGAGACUCUUCGAGGUCCAGUCUAUCAUGACAAAUCGUGACAAGUGUAAACAUGUCGUGCCAAGUGACUAUCCCAUCCACAUCGACAAGGAGGAGUUGUCCGGCGACUGUCGACUCAUUGAAGGACACUUCCUCAGCCCGUUUGAGAAGAUGCUGCCAGGAAUCAUGCCAAAAGAAGUCAAAACUGCAAGGUUCCAAAUGCUGUUUCCGAUUCAGUGGCGUGGCAACCUGAAACCUACUGUCCUACACCUUGCUGGAACCGGAGAUCAUCAUUUUAAUCGACGUCGCUUCCUCCUUGCCAGACCUUUGCUCAAAGAAUACGGCAUCGCCUCCAUCAUUCUGGAGAACCCUUAUUAUGGUGUGCGAAAACCUCCUGCUCAGCUGCGUUCCAGUCUUCAUAAUGUCAGUGAUCUGUUCGUAAUGGGUGGUGCCCUAAUCUGUGAGUCGGUUGCUCUCUUCCAUUGGUGUGAGAGGAAUGGCUAUGGCCCGCUUGGCAUCAGCGGUUUAUCAAUGGGAGGACAUAUGGCAUCAAUUGCAGCCACCAAUUGGGACAAGCCACUGUCCCUUACACCAUGUCUCUCCUGGUCGACCGCUUCAAACGUUUUCACCCAGGGCGUGAUGAGUGGGGCCAUACCGUGGCAUCUCCUAGAGUCUCAAUACGUGGCGGACAACUUUUACAAAGAUGAAGUCGGGAAGUUCAUCACAGAUCCUAAUGAGAGUCUCAAAAAGAGGGCCUUUAUUCUCGGCAAAGAGUUUGCGGAGAAUUAUGAACAAAACGUCGACGAUUUAGAAAAGUAUCACCAGGAUUACCUCGACGAUAAAGCCACUCAGGCGGGCAUUCAUGAAAUCAUGAACAUGUCAUUACGUAAUCCAGAUCCAAGAGAUGAUACGAGUGCCAAGAAGAAAACUGUUGUACGGUCAGACAUUGGAGAGGAUCAGAGCGACAUUGAGGCCACCACUUUGGCCUCUGAUAAUCAGCAAGGGGGAGUUCAGGCCAGUAGAACUCUCACCAUGGCACAAAACCUUACGAGCGAUAACAAUCAGCCAGCAGGAGGUGAGGCCCCGGACUCCAAACGCAGCCUCAGCGCUAGCGGAACUCUCAAAGCUGCACGCAACCGUACCAGUGGUAAAAAUAGUCCAGCGCAAGCUUCUGCCAGCUACAGCACUGUAGCCAAUGAAAAGAAAGCAUUUUUCGAUCGUUUUGACUUUCGUAAAAAGUCGAAGGAGCCGAAACGUACGACUGAAGUUAAAGGUGAAGACCGGCAGAUGUUGAAGGCCGAAGUGCUAGGGUUUAUGCGGGGAAUAAUGGAUCAGUGUACGCAUCUGGUGAACUUUUCUGUCCCCGUCGACCCGAGUCUAGUCAUUGUCGUUUCGGCAGAGAAGGACGCGUAUAUGCCUCGUGAUAAGGUCAUCCCCAUGCAGGACAUUUGGCCAGGCGUUGAAUUACGUUAUCUCAAGAAUGGACACAUUGGUUCAUUCUUGUUUCAUCAAGCUGAUUUCAGGAAAGCCAUUCAUGACAGCAUGAAGAAACAAAUCGACAAGUACUACCCAGACACAAUAGAAGCCUACGAAGGUCUUCUGCCAUAUAAAAAGACAGGAAAAAAGAAAACCAAACGCGCUAAAAGCUAAUAUGUAUACAAAUGGACUGACGUCUUGCAUCAAGACAGCUAUGUUAAAGUUGUAUUUAUACUGUCUCAUUCUUUAGUGGGAUAAAGUUAGUUGAUGCAUGAUUUUGGGUUGGAGCAUUGGGUGGCAUUUUGGACUUAUCCAAAAUACCCGCUGCAGUGUCUGUAAGAAAAUUAGUUGAAAACUGUAACUUUCAAAGUUUUCCAGACGUUUUGCUUUGUCUUUGCAUGAUAAAACUGCAUAAGGCGAGCUUAUGUAUUUUUGAUUUGAUCCAUCUUGUCAAGAUACAGGGUGGUCCACAAAAAAGUUACGUUUUUGGUUUCCAAAAAAGACACUCAAUGCUCUUGCUCUCAACUGCUACUGUCUAACCUCUCAAAGAACGAAAGACCCGUACUUCAUAUAUAUUUAUUUAUUUUGCUAUGUAUAUAUUGUGUGUGCACGGUGCCAGUCAGAAAAUGAACUGGAAGCCAGUUUUGUAUCUGAAAUCAAAAGCUUUGUCGUACAGAGCCUUGCAUACUUGCAUUUCUCCAAAAGAAGCUUUUAUCUUUUUAAUAGGUAGUGGAUAUGUAUAGUUUAAGCCGCAAUCUGAUAGUUCUGCACACUUGCUUUUUAUGCCCAUCCGAGAAUCCGGCCUUUUUCAGUAAGAUAGCAAGGUUUCCAAUAAGGGUGGACCAAAAAAAUCUACAAGUAUAUUUGCAUCCAAUGUCUUCAGCCUCAAAGCCCCAAUGUAACAACCUGGCCCUGUUUAUGAGACAUAUCUAGGUCUAGCUGCCCUUAAGUCGACCUUGGUUCCCCACAGUGUGGCCUUGGUCUCAAGAUCCUCCGGCAUGGUCAUAAGAAAACAGAAAUCACUCAAUCAUUUACUCAACAACCUUGAUCUCAAUCACCUCUGAUGCCAAAUGCUUGAAACUACAUGAAAAUUGAGUUGUAGGCCUAUCAUCUCGUUGUCCAAAGAUGAUCAUCACCAGCUUGAAGCAGCUUUUGUGCUCCCCUUACCAAUGGCAUACCAAUAAAAGGAUGUGCUAUAAUAGUAUACAUGUACAGGAUGUAUGAUGAUGUGUGUUUGCUCCAUAAGAUAUAGAAUA